Molecule: messenger RNA, 2562 nt
Organism: Brenthis ino (lesser marbled fritillary)
Lineage: Eukaryota; Metazoa; Arthropoda; Insecta; Lepidoptera; Nymphalidae
Source: the annotation of a GenBank genome assembly
AUGGCGUCGUCAAAGGAUGAUCCAAUAUUUAAUGACAAUACAUGGAAUUAUCAUGCGGACACCGGCGAAAACUGUGCACCCGGUGGAAUAAAUGAGAUUAAACAAGCAUCUAUGUCAGGUAACUCUGGAGUUUUACCUGAAAACUUAUAUGGAAGAGCAAAUUUCACCAAUGAUGUUUAUAUUAACAAGCCCUUCAACGUGCAGAAUGGAGAUAUUGGCCCAAAUAAAGAAGAAAAAAUGUCUUUUAACACCAUGCCGAAUGUAAAUCGUAUGAACCGUCAAAAUUAUGGCAAUGCUAUGCUUAACUUAGGAAAUGGCCAAGUAGUCAGAGUGUUUUAUGAUGAAAAUAACCAGCAACUAAUAUUCCCUAUGUCUGGUCAGUAUGAAUUAUUUAAUCACAACCAAAAUUUGUGUGAUGUGCCUUUGCAGUCUCAGCCAUCUCACUUAUUUACUUUAAAUCAAGAAUUUACUUCAAACAACAAUGUUCAUGUUUCACCAUCUACAGCUACAAUACAACCUAGUUCUUAUAACUCAGAAAAUGGAAAUCAAACAUCAAAUAUGCAAACAUCCAAUUUUUUAAAAGAAGUACUAGGUAAUUGGGAACCAAAUUCUUCGGGUACUUAUUCUCCAUUUGGUCAAAAUUAUCCUUUGAAUCACCCAGAUGCUCCUACUAUUUCCACUAAUAUACCUACAGUAGAACCAAUAAUGACUCAAAUAAAACCAGAAAAUUCACCAAAAAGAAAUGAAAAUGUUCCUCUUUCUGACACAAGUAAUAAAAAGCGUAUAGUAGCUGAAGUGAAGCCAAUGAGACCAACUUACUCUGAUGUCUUAGCAAAAAAUUCUAAAAGUCCUCAGUCAGAAUCUACAAAGAAAGUUAAAUCACAAAAUAAUAUUGAAAAUAAAACACCCAAUAAACCUACUCUGAAACCAGAAAAAUUAAGUAAUAUAAAGCAUAUAAAUGAAGAAAAAUUAAAAAAUGAAAAAAAAACUCAUACUAAUACCAUUUCUUCUGGCAGUGAGUCUGGAGAUAUUAAUACUGAUGAUACUGAGAAAUAUCAAAAAACAAAUAAAAGGUCAAAGAACAAACGAAACAACAUGUCUCGAAAAUGGUCAUCACUUGAUGACAUAGCUAAUGAAGAAGGAAAUUUUAAUCAAGAAAAUGAAAGCCAAUUUGUAUUUAUAAAAAAUGAUUCAGAAAAAUCUCUGAAAAAAGAAAAAAAGCAUGAUAAGCCCAAACAUGAUGAUAAAAGUGCAGAUGAAGAUGAUUCUUUUAAGGUUGAAGAUGAUGAUAUGAAUUCACAAUUCAUACUUCAAGAAGGUCAGAAUGAUAGUAUGAAGGUAAGAAAAAAGAAAGAGAGAAAUCAUCACAAAAUUUCUAAAUCACUUCAAGAUAAGAAGAAAGUUAACCAAACUAAGUUGAGAAAAAACAAGCCUGGGUAUAUGGGUUUAGUUCAAGGUUACUUGGAACAUUGGGGAGGAGCAUCUUGGAAGGCAAUAGUUUGGUUCCUCUAUUUGCUUUCUGAUAUCUGUAGAAUGAGUCUCCAUCUUUCGUUUGAUUUGUGUACGUCUGUGUUUACCCAAACAUAUGUGAGUUCCCAAGCAGUGUGGCGUAGCACUAAGGAAUGGCUCUCGAAACUCGGUGAAAACAAAUACUUAAUGUACAUUGAUAGAAAAUUUGGACACACUCAGUUUGCUUUCUGGAGGAGAUUGAAAUGGUUUAAAAAAGAAACCGAAUUGGAUGCUGGCAAUGAAUCAAAGCUCAACUCGAAUAUAUCGCUGCCCGCUACUGGGGAGGAGGCUAUGAAACGGUUACUUGCUUGCAAAGGAAAAGAUCCAUAUAGCAUUCUAGGUGUGAGUGUAACGUGUACAGAUGAAGAGAUCAAGCGCUACUACCGCAGACAGGCGUUCCUCGUCCACCCCGACAAGAACCAACAGCCCGGGGCUGAAGAGGCCUUCAAGAUUCUGCAACACGCAUUUGAUCUUAUUGGGGAGCCGGAGCGUCGCGAGGCGUACGAGCGCCGCGCGCGGGAAUCUCGACACGCGGAAGCGGCGUGGGGCGAGCUCAGUGUGCUGCUGGCUCAGUUGCACGACAAGAUGGAGUUCGCUGCUAAUACUAUACGCUGCACGAACUGCGGGCGGCGCCACAAGCGCGUGGCGACGGAGCGGCCGUGCUACGCCGCGCGCUACUGCGCGCAGUGCAAGAUACGGCACUCCGCCAAGGAGGGCGACAUCUGGGCGGAGUCCAGCAUGAUGGGGCUGCUGGUGAUGUACUACGCGUGCAUGGACGGCGCCGUGUACCAGAUCACGCAGUGGGCCAGCUGUCAGAAAAAAAACCUGAAACAACUGCGGCCGGACUGUCACGUGGUGCAGUACCGCAUUGUGCUCGGCAACAAGGCGGCCGCCAACGACGCGCACCGUCCCUCCACCGGUCACGAUCCUAAUCUCGAAGAAUUUCUCAACAACUUGUACAGCAAGUCUGGCGCGUCACACAAUACGUCAAGCUCCAAGCCGCCGCCAAACGAAGCGGACGCGAAAAAGCGACGCAAUAAAAAACCUAAAGCU